Sinocyclocheilus rhinocerous is the source of this 928-nucleotide messenger RNA. RefSeq names its product diphosphoinositol polyphosphate phosphohydrolase 1-like. NCBI's taxonomy places the organism in Eukaryota, Metazoa, Chordata, Actinopteri, Cypriniformes, Cyprinidae. The transcript is spliced from 6 exons. Gene Ontology annotation, molecular function: bis(5'-adenosyl)-pentaphosphatase activity; bis(5'-adenosyl)-hexaphosphatase activity; diphosphoinositol-polyphosphate diphosphatase activity. The record is from RefSeq and is a predicted model, not a curated record. Gene Ontology annotation, biological process: diadenosine pentaphosphate catabolic process; diphosphoinositol polyphosphate metabolic process; adenosine 5'-(hexahydrogen pentaphosphate) catabolic process. The coding region runs from base 192 to 815 and encodes 207 amino acids. Gene Ontology annotation, cellular component: nucleus; cytoplasm.
CUCGAGGCUGUCCUUAAUGCGACGCAGUUUGCGCAGAGCUCAGCGUAAUGGCGUCUGUGCGAGACAAGCUCACAAGACUCUCAAAAUGAAGCGACGGAGGGACUAUAUAUGUUAGCAGAGGGCCUCUAGAAGGGUUUGUGGGCGCGGGAUUGCAGUGAGGCUUGGUGGAGGACUUUGAUCUGUUGAGCGCGAUGAUAAAACUGAAGUCCAACCAGACGCGCACGUAUGACAGAGACGGCUAUAAACAGCGCGCGGCCUGCCUGUGCUUCCGCAGCGAGCGCGAGGAGGAGGUGACGCCAGCAAUCACUGCACCACACAAACGGACGCUAAUGCUCCGAGGACUGUCUGCAGCUGCAUGCGUGUAUGUGAGGGAUACGGCUGUUAUAAGGCCGCGAAACGAGGUGCUGCUGGUGAGCAGCAGCAGUCAUCCGGACCGAUGGAUCGUUCCUGGAGGAGGGAUGGAGCCCGAGGAGGAGCCCAGUGCUGCUGCUGUCAGGGAGGUGUGCGAGGAGGCGGGAGUAAAAGGCACAUUAGGAAGAUUGGUAGGCGUUUUUGAGAACCGAGACAGAAAGCAUAGAACGUAUGUCUAUGUUCUCAUCGUAACCGAGGUUCUGGAGGACUGGGAGGAUUCAGUAAAUAUUGGGAGGAAGAGAGAGUGGUUUAAGACAGAAGAUGCCCGGCGUGUGCUGCAGUGUCACAAACCUGUGCAAGCAUCUUACUUCGAAGCCCUUCAGCAGGACUGUAUGACCAGCAACGGCACGUCUCUGGUGGCCACUUACAACAUUAAUCAAAACUCUCUCUCCAGCAUCAGAUAACCACCACAACAAGCACAGAAGCCUCGGCGAAAUUCUCCAGCAUUUUCCACCUUUUCCUGCCCAACUGAACUCCUACUGCAACUACUAUCAUGUCUUUUUUAUUUCAGCGUGCU